GGAAUGCUCUCUGCUGGAAACAGCGUAUCGGCCUCAGGCCGAGGAUCGUCGACUCCGUUUCUGAAUGAAGAUGCAAGCUACAAAGUUGUCCUCCCGCGUCUACCAACCGGUAACGAUGUGCUGAAUUCCAUUUUUCUUCAUGCGGACUUGAGUGGCAGACCAUACCGUGCUCCUGACUUCCGAGACGCUCUGCUUGAAGUAGUGGAUACUGCAGAUAUUAUAGGUGUAGGACAGUAUCAGAUGAGCCAUGUAUGGAUGGUUACCUGCGCUAGUAGUGCGGCGAAACAUAAACUCGUCGCCUGUGGUGAGCUCCGUGUCAAAGGACUGAAGUGCAUGGUGAUAGAUCCGGAGACUAAAAAUAUCAAGCUCAAAUUACUCUGGCUUCCGCCUCACCUUGAAGCUCGACGGGUUGAAGAGGCGUUCCAGGCGUACGGUCAGGUGAAGUCUGUCGAGAGAGAGGUGUGGAGAUGCACUGGUAUGGAACAGUGGGUGACGACAAACCGGGAGGUUUCCUUGGUGCUCAAGGAUACUGUCACCGUAAGCUCAAUACCACACAUUAUGUCCAUUUAUGGACACCAGUGCCUGGUACUUAUCCCCGGCAGGCCUCCGCUGUGCCUUCGUUGCAAGCGUGUGGGACAUGUCCGUCGACAAUGCAGAACGCCGAGGUGCUUGCAGUGCCACCGAUUUGGCCACUCGGUGGACGCCUGUGUAUCGACCUAUGCCAAUAAGCUUCGUUCUGGGCAACACAGCGCAGAAGAGCCCCAACUGGACCAUCUCAUGGAUGCUACAGAGAUAGUCGAUGCUACCGGAGAAGCCACAGGCGGCAUCAGGGACGAAGAACAGGAGUCUCCAGAGCCAAUGCCGAGCAGCCACAGCAUCCCAAGCGAAGCUACUGGCAAUAACUCGGUUUGCACACAUGACCUAGAAAACCUUAAAGAAAAGCCCCCCGAUGGCGACAAGGAAGAAGAGGCGAUGGACAGCAGUCAAGCGAGGAAGCGUCCGGCACCGUGCAACGAUGAAACAACGGGGAGUGCAGUACAGGCACCCGAGAGUGUGCCUUCUAGUGCUCAACGGGUUCCCUCCCCUGGUGAUGGUGUGCCGCGGCGGUUUUGUCAGCGAAGUAAGGAGAGUGCUAUAAAGAAGUGCAAAGGGAGCAAGACCACAGAUUUACCUGUGGCCAAGGGUGAUGAAGAACAAAAGCUUUAGGUGAGCAAAAUGGCUACCGCCUUCACCCUCCCCUUAUGUGUAGCGACACUCAACGUGCGUGGGCUGCGGAGUAUACGGCGUCAGCAGCAGUUACUCCAUGUGCUUAGGCAGCAUGAAAUUGAUGUUGGUGCAGUGCAAG
Messenger RNA from Dermacentor silvarum, 1345 nucleotides. RefSeq lists its product as uncharacterized. The record is from RefSeq and is a predicted model, not a curated record. The transcript has a single exon. Bases 4 to 1206 code for a protein of 400 amino acids. NCBI's taxonomy places the organism in Eukaryota, Metazoa, Arthropoda, Arachnida, Ixodida, Ixodidae. Gene Ontology annotation, molecular function: nucleic acid binding; zinc ion binding.